This is a messenger RNA of Schistosoma mattheei, 2025 nucleotides long. The record is from the annotation of a GenBank genome assembly. Lineage: Eukaryota; Metazoa; Platyhelminthes; Trematoda; Strigeidida; Schistosomatidae.
AUGGUUAUGAUUGGUUUGAAAUUAAUGGGACAAUUACCAUUUCAUACUGUCUAUUUACAUGCUAUGGUUCGUGAUGCUCAUGGCAAAAAAAUGAGUAAAUCUUUGGGUAAUGCAAUCGAUCCAGUAGAUGUCAUCAAUGGAAUAUCUUUAGAAGAUUUACAAAAACAAUUAGAACAAGGUAAUCUUGAUCCAAAUGAAUUAACACGUGCUCGUCAAGCUCAAGCAAAAGAUUUUCCUAAAGGUAUUCCUGAAUGUGGAACUGACGCUCUACGAUUUGCUUUAUGUGCUUAUACAGCUCAAGGACGAAAUAUCAAUUUGGAUAUAAUGCGUGUACAAGGCUAUCGAUUUUUCUGUAAUAAAUUAUGGAAUGCUGUUCGUUAUGCGCUAUUUCAUUGUUUACAUAAAGAAUUUAUACCACCGGAUAUGUCUGAUUUAAAUAGUCUAUUCAAACAAUUUAUACAACAUAAUUUAUUAUCUGGUACAGAUAGAUGGAUUUUAUCAAGAUUAGCUUAUGCUGUCAUUCAAUGUAAUACAGGAUUUACAGAAUUUCAAUUCCCUAUAGCUACUACUGCUUGUUAUCAUUUUUGGUUAUAUGAAUUAUGUGAUGUUUAUUUGGAAUAUACCAAACCUAUUAUUAGAUUAAAACAGAAUAAUUCAAAAUUGUCUAAUAUGGAAAUGGAACGUAUUCAAUUAGUUUGUCAAAUUCUUUAUGUUUGUUUCAAUUGUGGUCUACGUUUAUUACAUCCAUUUAUGCCAUUUAUUACAGAAGAAUUAUAUCAACGUUUAUUAACUAGAAAUAGUCCUAAUAAUAAUGAUAAUAAAACUGUAAAUAGUAUGGAUAGUCUAUGCGUUAAAUCCUAUCCUAAACUCAGUGAUGUAAAUAUAUUACAUGAUGUAAAUGGAGUUGAAACAGAUUUUCAUCUUGUAUUAAAUAUUAUUCAUCGUAUACGUGGACUUAUUUCAGCUUGUCAUAUACCAAUUUCACUUGCAAAUCGUCAACCUUUAAAUGUUCAAUUAAUUGCAUCUGAAACUAUCUUAUCUACUCUUAUUAAUGGACAAUAUGUAACUGAUGUAAUUGAACCAUUAGGUCGAUGUCGUGUUAUACAAAUGGUUUCUGAUCGUAAAAAUAUUAACACUUCUGGUUGUGUUAGUGGAACAGUAUCAGCAAGUGAUAUUUUAUGGUCCAACGAAGAGUCACCUGUUAAUACAGUUCCCGAAGACAAUGACGAUGAUGAUGCUAGUCACUUAAAUGGUGAAAUCUAUGUUCCGAUGAUCAAUCAAGUUCUGUCAACUUGUCAAAUAUUUCUACAUGUCGCUGGAUUAAUUGAUGUAUCAUUAGAACAGAAACGAUGUCAAGAUCGUUUAGUAGAGUUGAAAGAUUCCAUUGAAAGUUUAGAGAAAAAACGUCAGCAUCCAACGUAUUCUGAGAAAGUACCAAUGAAAACUCGAUUGAUGGAUACGAAAAAGUUAUAUGAAUUAAAUAUAGAAUUAGAAGGAUUAAAUGAAGUUAUGAACAAUCUAAAAGAUAUUAAACAAAUCAAUACAAAUGAUUCUUCAAUGACACUUGGUGAAAUACUUUUCAAUGCUUUAUGUCAUUAUCUUAAUAUACAAGAAAAUUCAUCAUUAAUACCAUCGAAUCUAUUUGAUCUUGAAGCGAAAAUUGACAGUAUUCUAACCAAUGAAUUAAAAGGAGGCGAUCAACUGUUACAAUAUUGUAAAAUUAAACAAUGGUUGUCAUGGAGUAUAAAACUAUUAUCAUUCAAUCAUAAAAUUGAUUCAAAACAAUAUUCAAUUUAUAGAGAAAUGGUUGAAAAUUAUUUAACUUAUUAUAAAUCAUACUAUUUAACUGGUACAAAUUAUCCAACAAUUGCUGAUAUCUCUGUUGCAUAUACAUUAACACAAUAUAUAGAUUAUAAUGAAUGGAUUAAUUUAAAUAAUAAUAAUAAACAAUAUGUUGUUAUAUGGUUUGACAAAUUGAGAAAUUAUUUCAAUCAAUCAAAUAAAAUGCGAUCACUUUUCAAAUGA